AUGUCCGCCCAAAACCGCACCCUAUUCCACCACCUCCCCCCGCCAGCAGAAUGUCUAGCCCUCAUUAUUGGAACUCUCGAAUUGGUUCCGUUCGGCAUAGCCGGCCUGCGCAACCCAGGUAGCUUCGCAGACGGCUACGGGCUACCUAUUUCCAACACCGCAAGCCAAUCACCCUCAACACCAUCAACAUCAACGGAAGAAGAACAAACUAAAAAGGCGCUCGUAGCCGCGAUAGCAGCGCGGAACUUGCAGAACGGUGUCUUACUCCUCACCUUCGGGCUGUUCUUACGAGAUCGGCGCAGUUUGGGCAUAUCCGUGUUGGCGGGGCUAGUAACGACGAUUGCGGACACGGUGAUUGUGCGGGCGUACGGCGUGAAGGAGAAGAUUGCCGGGCAUUAUGUGGGCGUGUUUAAUUGCUUGGCGGUGGGAGGAAGUUUGCUCUAUUGGGGGAGGAACGAUCCGUUGUGGUAG
Molecule: messenger RNA, 471 nt
Organism: Cucurbitaria berberidis CBS 394.84
Lineage: Eukaryota; Fungi; Ascomycota; Dothideomycetes; Pleosporales; Cucurbitariaceae
Exons: 1
Coding region: 1-471 (156 amino acids)
Source: RefSeq, a predicted model, not a curated record